Messenger RNA from Cyclopterus lumpus (lumpfish), 8319 nucleotides. It is a transcript of the gene pdzd2, whose product is annotated as PDZ domain containing 2. Bases 665 to 8026 code for a protein of 2453 amino acids. Lineage: Eukaryota; Metazoa; Chordata; Actinopteri; Perciformes; Cyclopteridae. Gene Ontology annotation, molecular function: protein binding. The transcript is spliced from 27 exons. The record is from RefSeq and is a predicted model, not a curated record.
CAAACUGCCCCUGACAUUUAGACUCCGCCCCCCGCCCCUCCGCCUGCAGCUGAGAGCAGGGCGGCCGAAUGAAAGCUCCCCAGCUCCCCGAAGCGUAUCAUCCUUACCUGGGCUCAGAGAACCGCAGCGCGCCGAAGAACACCGACGUAUUGUUUCGUGCGUGCGCCGCGUCCGGUGCACAGGAUGUCUGUUGCAUGGAGUUUACAAUUCUGAAGACACUUUUUUUCUUUUCUAUCUUUUCCGCCAAAGCUCUCUUCGCUACUUUAUCCUCGCUCCGGAUUUAAGCCGCUAAGAGGCAUUGGACUCCCCGUGGACGCGAGGCGCCCUCGGUUCGGCGUGUUCUGGCCGUUUCUCGCACCUGGAAACAUGGAAGAAGCUUCUGGUGUUUGGAGCUGGGAGCCCUCGAAGUGCAUGGCCAUGUAGCCCCAAAGGAAAUGGCCUGAUGCUGCGGACGCCACAGCUGACAUUAAUCCGACAUUUUCCACCCUGGCUCGUCUGGAAAUCUCAGAGUAGAGUUUGCUAAGUUUCUCUGCCCAAGCCCCUCUUCUAAAGAUGGAUCUGUGGCUGUCGGUCCACACCGGUUCCGGUGCCUGCGCCGACUGUUGGAAGCCUCAGAGUGGCUGCUGGUGAGGGACCCCCUCCCCAACAGGCCCAGGAUGCCAGGAUGCCCAUCACUCAGGACAACGCCCUGAGCAUCCUUCCACUGCUGGAGAACUGGCGCGGGGCUCAGAGCGCGAGAUCACAGCAGGACCACAACCUGAAUCGAGACAAUUCCAGCUGCAAGCAGGUGGAUCAGGACUCCUACCAGAAUGGAGAAGGGGACAGCGUGUGCAGCAGCAGCAGCGUCAACAGUGUCAAUGUGGAGGACAUGUCCCUGUGUCUGCCUGCCAUCCAGAAGCUGAUGGAGUACAUCAAGUUCAACUUCAUGGAGGGUGACACAGCUCCGCCGGGCAGCCCGUCCUCCUGCAGGGAGGGGCUGGACGUCGAGGUCCACGCCGUGUCGCUCAGCAAAGAUGAGGCCGACGCCGCCGAGUUUGGCCUCAGCUUCGGGAACAUCCCCAUUUUUGGGGACCCUGACGGGAGAAAGAAGGGCGGCCCAAGGAGGAGGAGGGACCAGGGCCCCAUCAUGGAUGUGGGCUGCAUCUGGGUGACAGAGGUGAGGAAGAGGAGCCCGGCGGCCCACUGCGGGGGGAUCAAACUGAGAGAUGAACUGCUGUCACUCAACGGGCAGCUGAUGGUGGGAGUAGAUGUCAGUGGAGCCAGUUACCUGGCCGACCAGUGCUGGAAUGGAGGCUGUAUCUACCUGAUCAUGCUGCGCCGCGUCAAGCGGAAGGCUCCCCUGCCUCCCUGCAACGCCAACGGCAGCAUCGGCACCGCUGUCGUUGCCGACCGCUGCGAAGACCCGCCGCAGUACGGAGCCGCCCCCGAGCCCUCCGACCGCUCGACGAACGGCAAACGCACGCGGAAGUUUGGCGUGAUAUCGCGGUCGUCCUCCAACCGGGACAACCGGGACGGCGGCGGCACCUCCGAAUUAAAGAGCUCUUACCACGGCUGCAACGGCUCCUCCGUUUCCACCGACGCAGAGGUCUGUCCUCCUCGAGGAGACGGAGACGGUCCUCCUCGAGGAGACGGAGACGGUCCUCCUCGAGGAGACGCAGAGGUCUGUCCUCCUCGAGGAGACGGAGACGGUCCUCCUCGAGGAGACUCCGUGCGCACACCGCCAGGGGAGAGCCCGGACGCCUCUCUCCUGGUGAGAACUGCUCCCCAGCGUCCACGCGGCGCCACCCUGCCCUCCAGGUGUCACAGUCAGCUGCUGGAAUGCAAUACGGAAUCUUUCAGCAGUGAAUCUUCAAGCCAGCCCAGAGAGGGCAGCUACAUCUGGAAGAUGCACUUGGUGAAGGGCGAUGAGGGCCUGGGCAUCCAGAUCACGGGGGGGCGUGGCUCCAAGCGCUCCCCUCACGGCAUCAUUAUAGCUCACGUGGAGAAGGCGGGCGCCAUUCACAGGGACGGUCGUCUUCAUGCUGGCGAUGAGUUGCUGAUGAUUAACGGUCAGUCUCUGGUGGGUCUCACCCAUCAGGAGGCUGUUGCUAUCCUCCGCUCAACCACUGGUCUGGUCCAGCUGGUGGUGGCCAGCAGGGAGGAAUCAGACACCUCUGACUGCAGCCCCAAUUCUCACAACCCCUAUCUGUUGACUAACUUGGAGAAACUAGAAGGACAAAGUCAGGGAGAGGCACCCAAAGGAUCCUGCUGCAGCCCCGCGCCGAUGAAGCUCGGCAGUCGAUCUCAGGGGGGGAGCAGUCGCCUGGAGUCGGUGGGUGAGGACGACGAGCUGUUCGUGGAGAACGGAGUGAGCAGCUGUGAAGUGGCGGAGAAGCCUCCGCCCGGUCGCCGCAAACACUCCUUACCUCAACAGCUGGACACCGCUGGAGUGAGACAGGAAUAUCAGAUCAUUAAGAAAUCCGCCCGCUCCCUGAGCACCAUUCAAGUGGAGUCUCCAUGGCGACUGGCGCAGCCGUCCAUUAUCUCCAGCAUAGUGCUGAUGAAAGGCCAGGGCAAGGGCCUAGGAUUCAGUAUUGUUGGUGGGCAGGACUCGGCUCGCGGUCAGAUGGGGAUUUUUGUCAAAACCAUUUUCCCUCACGGAGCUGCAGCAGCCGACGGGCGACUGAACGAGGGGGAUGAGAUCCUGGAAGUGAACGGGGAGUCUCUCCAAGGACUCACGCACCAGCAGGCCAUCCAGACCUUCAAGCAGCUGAAGAAAGGUGUGGUGACGCUGACGAUCCGAACCCGCCUGCGCAGUCCCAGCCUGACCCCCUGUCCCACCCCCACCCUCCUCAGCCGCUCCAACUCGCCCAACUCCAACACCAGCGGGGGAACACCCGUCCCCUCAGGGGGUGAGGAGGCCGACGGCCACAGGGGCCCCGGUCCUGGUCCCAAAGACUGCAUCAUCAUGGAGGUCACACUUAAUAAAGAGCCCAGUGUUGGUCUCGGGAUUGGAGUUUGCUGUCUGACCCUGGAGAACUCUGCUCCUGGCAUCUACAUCCAUAGCCUGGCACUGGGAUCUGUGUCAAAGAUGGACAGCAGACUCAGUCGUGGGGAUCAGAUACUGGAGGUGGACUCGGUCAGUCUCCGUCAUGCCGCUCUCAGCGACGCCUAUGCCAUUCUCAGUGAAUGUGGCCCUGGACCUGUCAGUCUCAUUAUCAGCAGGCACCCUAACCCCAAGGUAUCGGAACAGGAGAUGGAUCAAGUCAUAGCUCGAUCCACACUGCGCGACAAAAUUAACAAAAACAGACCUUCAUCUCACCCCCAAGGUCCGUCCUGUAAGAGCCCCUACCCGACGCUGAAGGACAGGCAGGGAGAUGGCUCCCCUGCUCUCAGCUGGACCAUGAAGAGGUUCCUUGAGCCCGCCAGUAGACAGGGGUCUCUGAGCUCAGAGACAGAGUUGUCUCAGUACUUCUCCCAGGACGUUUCCAGCCACUCCUUCUCCUCCGAAUCCGUGCUCAUGGGCUCCACCAGCGAUGAGGCGCUCCACCAGCGGAGCUGCAGCACUUCCAUGGAUGACAACUCAUCACGGCCACUUGAAGUGGCUAGCGGCCCGGUGCACAACGCACAAGGCACGACCCCAGUUCCUGCCAGUCACCGAGUGGUGGCAGUUUGCCAGCCCGUCGCCGCCUCUAGCCCCGCCUCCGUAAGAAGCCCGCUUCUCCGCCAGCGGCGGCUGAUGUGCUUCGAGGACGAGCUCAGCGACGAGGACGACGACAACGGCGGAAACGCCGGGCUCUUCCGCGGGCCAACAAAGCCGAACUCUGUUAACUUCAGCCGGGCCCAAGCAUCCAAAAAUCUUAAAAGUGAUUCAGCAGUUGUGAGUGCUACGUCGUCGUUGGAUAUAAAUGGAAACGGUGACGAUGGGGAUUUGCAGAGGCGCGGAAGCCUUGGUGGGAAAACGCCACUCUGUGGUAGUUUCUCACAGUGUGAGCAAGGUAUCGCCAAUAAGUCAGAGUCCCCGGGUUCCGAGUCGCCCCUCAUGCACAUCCGUAAAGCAGGGGGCGCGAGUGGUUUGGGCUCCGGGCCCAGCAAUUUGACCAUCAAUAGUGAGAACUAUACAAAUCAAGAGGACGGGCAGUUGGAGUCAAAGCGCUCCCCCAAGCUGGAGCAUAAAGCAGUGACGCGGGUGAAAAGUAUGAUGAGCAUCGAAGCGCCAAACCUGCCCCAGCAGCAAAAGCCCAAAGCGGAGGAGCCCUCUCCAGGCCCGGCCCAGCCCCCUUCCCAAGCCACCCAGUCUGGCAGAAACCCCAAGAUACCCCAUCCGGUCUGCAAGAAGGGAGAUGCCAGUGAGCUUGUGGGUGUCUGUACCAUCGACACCGUGACCUUGAGGAGAAGUGAGGACGAGUCGUUCGGUCUCGACCUGGAGAUCACGUCAUCCCCUCUGAAAGUUGUUGUGGUUGGGCUGAAGCCUGGAGGUGCAGCAGAAAGGGAAACUACGGGAAGCCUGUGUCCUGGAGAUGAGCUUGUCAAAAUUGGGGAGAUGUCGGUGCGCUCCUCUACUUACCACGAAAUCUGUGAGCUCAUGCACAACCUCCCUGUGACACUGUCCUUGGAAAUUAAGAGACCGGUUUCAGCUGUAGAUCGACUGUCCAGUUUGAUAAUGUCAUCAGGGAGCAGUGACGGAGCCCCUACACUGAACCCACCUAGAUCUGUUCAGGGGACAUCUGAUGAAGGACAAGUAAUAGGUGCACAUUUUGACAAUUCCAACCACACAACCCAAACAGACGUUCAAAUACCAAUCACCAAUAUAGAUGACAUUUUAUCAGAAGUGAGCCUCUGCAGUGCUCAAAAUACACACACUAGUUCUCCCUACAAAACAUUAUCUAAUGAGCCUGUAUCCUGCCAUGCAAGCCAGCACAUAGUAACCCAGUGUGAGAAAGCCGGCACGCAGGUUCCAAUACUGGACUAUUCCAUCUCGGAUGCAGGACUUGAAAAAGGUGCAAUGCCCCCUCUGGAGACAAACGGCUCUGCUGUUUUCAAUGGAUCACACCCCGAAGGGCCUAAUGCUGGUUCUAAGUCUAUGUACCCCAUGGAAGAUGACAGUGAUUCAAACAGUAACUCCUCCACUGACAGCAGUGUACUGGUCAAUACGAUUGUCGGUAGUGGUGGCAGUCUUCAUGAGUCCUCCUCAGAUGAGGAGGCAGUGGAGUUAUGUUUGUGUGAUGGCCGGCAACCUGCUGCUGGAGAAAUAUCUCAUUCAAGCCAGUCAGCGAAUGGGUCCCCAUCUUUUCAGCAUGCCAGCAGUCAAAACACAAAACUGGAACACACCCCUCCGCUCUCCGCUGAUGUCUUACCGACAAACAAUGAAGACUCUGUUACAACAACCCAAUACUCGCAGCUAUCUCUAUCUCAUUUAUUUGGGGUCUCCUCUCCAGUGCAACAAUGCCAGUCUUCCAACAGUACAAUACCUGUGAACUCCUUAGAGUGCCACACUGAUGGUGCCAUUGAACCCUGUGAUGACAAAGUUCAAGCAUGUGUGACAGCCAGUCCCGGAGGCACUUCUCCACCAGAUACCCACAGUGUCACUAAGGGUACUACUACUACAAAUGUGCAUGCAGAUCCCUCGCUGUCCUCAACUUUAUUGAAGCACUUGAAUACACAAACACUACAUUUACCUUCAAUGGAGUCAGAGACCUCAGGUUCAAGCAUCGGCCAAUUGGACACGAGAGUGUCAGCGUCAAUGACGAGCAAAGAAAAAGCUUUGGAGUGUAGAACUAAUUUAAACCUCCAUGCUAUCUCCGUGCUUAAGAAGAGCUCUGGACUAAAACUUCUUGAUGGUAUAGACUAUCCCGUUUGGAGCAGUAGCUUCAAACUGCAGGUUGAAACUCAAAUCAGACUAAACACAAAUGUUCCCAAAUUGAAGGGCCUUACUAUCAAGAGUAGGAACACACCACAGGAGGAGCCGACCGGUAUGGAAAGUCCCGUCUCCUUAAACAAGUCUCCAAAAUCCCCAUCAAGGUCAACGUCCAGCUCUUUGAAAACCAAGACCCAAUGCCUUGAUUUGCCCAAAGUAAUUGACAGAAGGCAAACUACAGCUGAGCCUGGGCCUUCAGGUAGCACAUCACAAACAGUGCAACUGGCCAAAGAGAUCCAUUUAAGCUCCAAAGCGCCAGCCAAAUCACAGAGCCAAUCACACACAACUGCCACUCAGAGGACAUUUAUAGAAGUUCGACUGUCUUCCCUUUCUGGUUCUUCACCACUCGUUACGGCACACAAAGAAACAGUGAAUUCAGAAGACUCUAAACCCACUCAAAGAGGCACACAUGCAGGAUUAGCACCCAAGGGGUCUCCUGCCAACUCCACAGCAGAAAGAUCUAACGGCACGGUCAGUAAGACGGUAUUUAGUUCAAUGUGUUCUGCCAAAGAAACUGAUUCAACCACAUGUAAUGGUUCAAAACCUACGAGUGAGGCCCUAAAGUCCAGCAUGUCCAGACUGUACAUGAAGACGAUGGAAAGGCGAAGUCUCCCCACGGACACCGCCUUGUCUGCAGGCUAUAAUCCUUUCUCUGUCCGACACAAGAUAAAGUCCUUUGAAAACCUGGCUAACUUUGACAAGCCGGUGGCUAAAAGCAGUGACAUUCAGUCGUACGCACUGGCGUACAGAGCCUCGCUCAACCAAAGGAUUGCCGGUUACAUGGGCUUGGUCAAUUCUAUCGACUGCCGGUCACGGCAAAGGAGUUUUAGUUCUUAUGUGGAGAACCUGAUCCCCAGUACGCGCUGUUCACCUCUCCUCAGUACAUCUCCAUCCAGCAUUACACUGAUCAACCUUGAGCUCCCACGUUCGAGCUGUGACGCGGUUCCCCCGACGGAGGGGCUCAAAGCUCCGGAUGGGACGGCACCACAGACCCCUCAGGUGCUGCGCAGGAAACACGGCAAACUUCCCCGAAGCAGGUUGCGGCAGCUCAGGGCUCUCAGCAUGCCUGAAUUGGAAAAAUUAUGCACCGAGGACUUUACCAAAGACCAUGGUACGGCCGUGGAUACAACUGAGCCUGGCAGCGAUGCCAUCAUACUCAAGAAAGCCACAGCGGCCAAGAGCUCUCCAGCUUCUGCAAGCCGGACUAAAGUGGAUGUGAACAGGGACAGCGGAGGUGAUGUUGGAUCCACUGAAGAUACUCCUCAGGGAACCCCAGAGACCCAUGGUCAACAGCCUGGCUGGGCAAUCAGUUUCAAGGAGCUGGCUUCUUCUCCCGUGAGUCAGAGUAAGCUGCAAACCCUGCUGUCCUCCCCGGCGCUCCAAUCGUACGCGGCGGCCCUGCUCCAGGAGGCCGAGGCGCUCUCAGAGGUUAACGGUCAUACUCACCUCGUGGUCCUGAGCAAAGAGGAAGGCUCGGGGCUUGGCUUUAGUGUUGCCGGUGGAGUCGACCUCGAGCAGAAGGCGAUCACUGUCCAUCGGGUCUUCACCAAAGGGACCGCGAGCCUCGAGGGCACAAUCCAGAGAGGGGACAGCAUUUUAUCCAUAAACGGCACAAGUCUUGGGGGGAAGACGCACGGAGAGGUGGUCUCUUGCCUCCAUCAAGCCAGGCUGUCCAGUCAAGCUUUAGUAGUCAUCUGGAGGGACGAGGACAGUGAACUGGGCGUCUGCGACACACACGACUCGGCCGGACGGCCUAAGAGGACGUGUUCCGCCAAAAAGAAGUCUUCGGGAGCUGGAACAGUGGUGGAUGUGGGUCCAGACGGUGCCUUAACGGUGGAGCUCCACAAGUCCUCUGCUGGCCUGGGUUUCAGUCUGGAAGGGGGGAAGUCCUCGUCUCACGGUGACAGGCCUCUCAUCAUCAAACGCAUCUUUAAAGGAGGCGCCGCAGAGCUGUCCGGGUUAAUCGAAGUUGGCGAUGAAGUGCUGUCCAUCAACGGCUGUUCUCUGGAGGGCCUCAUGCACCACGAUGCCUGGAAAAUCAUCAAAGCCAGUGACGAAGGGCCCAACCACCUCCUCCUCCGCAAGGCGAGGAACCUGACUGUAAUGAACAAGGAAAUGGAAAGCUGCUGACGGACCAAUGGGAACGCCCUCUGGUACAGGGCUGGACGAGCAGUAGCAAUCUGAGAGCUUUUUACAGGUUUUCUGAUGGCCUUUAUUUUACAUUUUGUGUUCCGUCUUGUUACAUGUGUUUGUAUGUAGAAAUAGCCCACAUUUGAUGGACCACUAACUAUUGUGGUUUACAUUGCUGAAUCAUGAUCUAUUUCAGACGGGAGGUGCAGUUUGUUUACAAUAGAAUCACUUUGGAAUACUAAAGAAUUUCUUUUUCUUUUCUUUUUUUUAAAUAAAGUCAGUAUGUGAACAUA